Molecule: messenger RNA, 2798 nt
Organism: Gamsiella multidivaricata
Lineage: Eukaryota; Fungi; Mortierellomycota; Mortierellomycetes; Mortierellales; Mortierellaceae
Product: antiviral helicase
Exons: 4
Coding region: 11-2506 (831 amino acids)
Biological process (GO): RNA catabolic process; maturation of 5.8S rRNA
Cellular component (GO): nucleus
Molecular function (GO): RNA binding; ATP binding; RNA helicase activity
Source: RefSeq, a predicted model, not a curated record
UUUGCGAUCCAUGCUCUACCGUGGUUCUGAGGUCAUGCGUGAAGUCGCCUGGGUUAUCUUUGAUGAGAUCCAUUACAUGAGAGACGCCGCGCGUGGUGUUGUCUGGGAGGAGACCAUCAUUCUACUGCCACCAAAGUGUCACUAUGUGUUCUUGUCCGCCACCAUCCCCAACGCCAUGGAGUUUGCAGAGUGGAUUUGCAAGAACAAGGAACAGCCCUGCCACGUCGUUUAUACCGACUUUCGUCCUACGCCAUUGCAGCACUACCUGUUCCCUCAAGGGGGUGAGGGAAUUCAUCUGGUCGUCGAUGAGAAGGGCAAUUUCAGGGAGGACAACUUCCAGAGAGCAUUGGGUGCCUUGACCGAUUCACAAGGACCCCAAGCAGACGACCCAAGAGGACGAGGCGGCAAGAAGGAUGCCAGGAAGGGAGCCAAAAAAGGAGCCAAUUCCGAUGCGCCCUCCGAUAUUUACAAGAUCAUCAAGAUGAUUUUGGUCAAGAAUUAUCACCCGGUCAUCGUUUUCAGCUUUAGCAAGAGGGAGUGCGAGGCAUUGGCGUUGCAGAUGAGCAAACUGGAUUUCAAUGACGAGAAGGAGAGCGAUAUGGUCAACCAAGUCUUUACAAACGCCAUCAGCUCCCUGUCAGAGGACGACCGCACGCUACCACAGAUCGAACACAUCCUGCCCUUGCUACGUCGCGGAAUCGGUAUCCAUCACGCCGGUCUGCUGCCCAUUUUGAAGGAGGUCAUCGAGAUUUUAUUCCAAGAGGGUCUUGUCAAGGUUCUAUUCGCCACCGAGACUUUCUCGAUCGGUUUGAACAUGCCCGCCAAGACUGUCGUUUUCACGAGUGUUCGCAAGUGGGACGGAAAGGAGACACGUUGGGUUUCAGGAGGAGAAUAUAUUCAGAUGUCGGGCCGUGCCGGUCGUCGUGGUCUGGAUGAGCGCGGUAUCGUUAUCAUGAUGUUGGACGAAAAGAUGGAGCCUGCAGUGGCCAAGGGAAUGGUUAAAGGAACUACGGACCCACUAAACUCGGCCUUCCACUUGUCCUACAACAUGAUUCUCAACCUAACGCGCGUGGAAGGAAUUAGUCCCGAGUACAUGCUGGAAAAAUGCUUUUACCAGUUCCAGAACAACGCCAAUAUCCCUCAGCUGGAGCGAGAGCUGACUGCUUUGGAGGCGCAGAAGUCGUCAAUGGCCUUUGAGAAUGAGGGAUUGGUUGCUUCGUAUUACGAUAUUCGUCAACAGCUGGAGGGUCUUAGGAACGACGUCCGGGAUGUUGUUAACCAUCCAACCCAUGCGCUUCCAUACAUGCAGCCCGGCCGUGUCGUCAAAGUGAGCUCUGGGGAUCAGCAUUUUGGAUGGGGAAUUGUUGUCGGAUACAACAAGAAGAUGCCCUCGAUCAUCCGUGGAGCACCCCCUCCAACCAACCUGGAGCCCACCUACAUUCUGGAUGUCCUUUUGUACUGUGCAACAGGCACACAGAUCAUCCCAGGAUUAGAUGGCCUCGCACCUGGCGUUAAAGCGUGCCCUCCAGGAGAGAAGGGAGAGCUGAUGGUUGUGCCGGUCCUACUGUCGUGUUUGGAUGCGAUUGCGACGCCCCGUGUCUUUUUGCUUAAGGACCUGAGAUCCAGCGAUUCUCGCCAUACGAUCUACAAGAGUUUGGUGGAGUUGCAGAAGCGUUUUCCCGAUGGCAUUCCUCUCCUGGAUCCGAUCGAAAAUAUGAACAUCAAAGAUGAGGGCUUCAAGAAAGUGAUGGGCAAGAUCGAGGUUUUGGGACGCGCGAUGGAGACACAUCCUUUGGUCAAGGAUAUGUCCAAGGAUGAGGUCGAGGAACUCUACUCACGCUAUCUGGGGAAGGUUGCGGCGAUGAACAAGAUUAAGGCGAUGAAGAAGCAGAUUGUCGAGGCGAAUGCGAUCGCUCAGCUGGACGAGCUUAAGUGCCGAAAGAGAGUGCUGCGCCGAUUGGGAUACACCUCGAGCUCGGAUGUGAUUGAGAUGAAGGGUCGUGUGGCAUGUGAGAUUUCUACGGGUGAUGAGCUGUUGCUGACGGAGAUGGUGUUCAACGGUGCAUUUAACGACCUGACCGUGGAACAGACCGUGGCACUGCUAAGCUGCUUUGUCUUCCAAGAGAAAGCUGAGGGCAAUGUUAAGCUACGAGAGGAAUUGGCGACGCCAUUAAGAUUGAUGCAGGAGGCAGCGCGAAGGAUCGCCAAGGUGUCUCAAGAAUGCAAGCUGACGCUGGAUGAGGAGGAAUACGUGCAGUCCUUCCGUGCGGAGCUAAUGGAUGUUGUCUACGCUUGGGCCAACGGUGCAAGAUUCUCGCAAAUCUGCAAGAUGACAGAUGUGUUUGAGGGAUCGAUCAUUCGCGCGUUCAGACGCUUGGAGGAGCUGCUGCGCCAGAUGGCAUCAGCAGCAAAAAGUAUUGGAAACACAGAGCUGGAGAGCAAGUUUGCGGCGGGUAUUGUGUGUAUCAAGCGCGAUAUCAUCUUUGCCAACUCGCUUUAUCUCUAGGUAGCAGGAGCCUUUCUUCUUCCGCUAUUGAUCUAAUUAGUUUCAUCAUUCCUUUGCAUAUGUUUUUCGUUUUCUUAUUACACCAACUUCUCAACCAUGUACGCACACAAACAACAGAUACCAAUGGUUUAUUUUUGGCGAUCCGAAGGGCAAGGGUAGACUCUGCGUGGGUGAAGACUAAGCGAGACCAUCGUAUGUUUUGGACUGAUAGACAACAAUGCAUUUCUGGUGGUUGUUAUCAAAGCCUGGUGUGAAAUGUGAGACAGAUCGGGCGUAUGUGAACAUCCGUAUC